AUGGGGGUGAAACGGAGGCUCCAGAGUGGGGGCAUUCUGCUCAGCCUCGUGGCCAACGUCCUCAUGGUGCUCUCCACGGCCACCAACUACUGGACCCGCCAACAAGAGGGCCACAGUGGCCUGUGGCAGGAAUGCAACCAUGGCAUCUGCUCCAGCAUCCCCUGCCAGACCACGCUGGCGGUGACUGGGGCGUGCAUGGUGCUGGCGGUGGGUGUCGGCGUGGUGGGCAUGGUGAUGGGACUGCGGAUUCGGUGCCACGAGGGCGAGUCGCUGCGGGGCCAGACCACGAGCGCCUUCCUCUUCCUCGGCGGACUGCUGCUGCUGACCGCCUUGAUAGGCUACACGGUGAAGAAUGCGUGGAAGAACAACGUCUUCUUGUCUUGGUCCUAUUUUUCUGGGUGGCUGGCCUUACCCUUCUCAAUUCUCGCGGGUAACCUGGACAGCGGGAAGAGGGUGGAGGAGACUGCCCAGAAGACCCUCACCCUAGAGGCUCCCCAGCUGCCCUCCCAGGAAACCCCGGGGACCUCUCAGGGACUCCCCAACACACUAACGACGCCCGCAGACCCGGCAGAGACCCCCUUGGAGCCCCAAACCCCAGUCCCCGGGGCCCUCCCGGCCAUCCGCCCCAGGGCCCACCUUCCUCUCCCCGCCCCGCGCCCCCGUCCCCCCAGGCUUCUGCUUUCUGCUGGCAGACAUGAUCAUGCAGAGCACCGACGCCAUCAGUGGAUUCCCCGUGUGUCUGUGACUGCAGCCUGCCUGGGGCAGAAUAAAGGAACGGCUUUUUUAGCGCUGCGGCUCCGCGUGCUUUCCUGGGGGGUCGUGCGGACGCAGGCACGGGGUUGCAUAGAGGCUCAGGAAGGACAUAAGGACAUGAACCUAUAGGGAACGUGGAAACGGGGAGACACAGACAUGGAGACACAAGU
This is a messenger RNA of Symphalangus syndactylus (siamang), 923 nucleotides long. RefSeq names its product claudin domain containing 2 (gene CLDND2). Gene Ontology annotation, cellular component: plasma membrane. The record is from RefSeq and is a predicted model, not a curated record. Lineage: Eukaryota; Metazoa; Chordata; Mammalia; Primates; Hylobatidae.